Messenger RNA from Cheilinus undulatus (humphead wrasse), 3117 nucleotides. It is a transcript of the gene fgl2a, whose product is annotated as fibrinogen-like 2a. Lineage: Eukaryota; Metazoa; Chordata; Actinopteri; Labriformes; Labridae. The record is from RefSeq and is a predicted model, not a curated record. The transcript has 5 exons. The coding region runs from base 240 to 1742 and encodes 500 amino acids.
UCUGAGGCAGCGGCAGUUCCCUUGCGUGCUCUCCUCCUGCAGGCUGCGCUCAUUCACACAUACAUACUCCUAAACCAAUAGGAUACUGGACUCACAUUCACCUAUACUUACUAUCUACAGCUGCAGGCACAGACAUACACUCACACUGCAUUUGGAGAGUUUUUGCAGUUAUUUCAGAGGGAGCUGCGCAUUCUGACUUUAAAAACACUUGUUUCUUUUUUGGAGAUCUCCCUCAAAAAAUGAGGGCGACUGUGAUUUGCAUAUUUGCCAGUCUCUUUAUUACAGCCAGUCAGGCAGUGGACUUUCCUGUCAACUCACACCAGCGAUGGGACCCUAGAGGAGCUUUCCCUUUGGGAUCUGACUCUGGUACCCCUGCCUCCUGCCCCAUGAAACUGAGACCCUCCGGCCAGUGUGGGAGCAGCUCAGGGGUCGGGGGAGAGGACGGGGCAGAGGACUGCCCUUACCAGCUCACCCUGCCUCCCCUCACCAUCCAGCUGCCCAAGCAGUUCAGGCUGCUGGAGAAGACGAUGAAGGAGCUGCAGAGCCUGAAGGAGGUGGUGAACAAGCUGAAGAGCGGGUGCCAGGAAUGCCGUGGCAUGACACGGGGCAGUGGAGCUUUUGGAAAUCAAGCGGACCAGGGACAGGUUCAGAGAGACACAGGGGAAGAAGUGAGGGUGGAUCUGAUGGGGCAGGAGGUGCAAGGUGGGUCGAGCCAAGAGGAGAGGGGAGACGGGAUAGUGCCUGGAGCUACUGUGGAUGUUGCUGGAAUUGGGCAAGGCUCCAAUUUUGGGAGAAUUACACCAAGCCCGAGCACGAUGCAGGAGAUGCAGGUGAAACUGAAUAGGAUGUCAGCCAGCCUGCGCAACGCCAGGAGCCAGAUCUCGGCUCUGCAGGGCCGCCUGGAGGGGCUCAACCUGCUCAACAUGGACAACGUGCAGGCCAUGGUGGACAGGAGAGUGGAGAACAUCACCGGAGUGGUGAACAAGCUCAGCUCCACCUGCUCCACCCAGUGUGCAGUGCAGAACACGCCUCAGUUCAUCUUGGCCCCUCGGGACUGUUCAGACUACAAUGUGAUGGAGGUGAGGAAGAACGGUGUGUACCGUGUGACCCCUGAUCCUCGCAAUGGGACAUUUGAAGUCUUCUGUGACAUGGAGUCCUAUGGAGGAGGAUGGACUGUGAUACAGCAGCGACUUGAUGGGUCUGUGAGCUUCAAUCGCACCUGGGCAGAAUACAAGAAAGGCUUCGGAAACCUCAGAGGUGAGUUCUGGCUGGGCAAUGACCACAUCCACUUGAUGACUAAAGCCAAAGACAUGGUGCUGCGUAUUGAGCUGGAAGACUUUGAGGGCGUUCGGGAGUAUGCAAAGUAUGAUCAGUUCUAUGUUGCAAAUGAAUUCCUGCGCUACAAACUUUCUGUCAGUGGAUACAGUGGCACAGCUGGGAAUGCCAUCAGUUUCAACAAGCACUUCAACCACGACCAGAAGUUCUUCUCCACACCCGACCGUGACAACGACAUGUACCCCUCUGGAAACUGCGGCGCCUACUACAGCUCCGGCUGGUGGUUCGACGCCUGCAUGUCCGCCAACCUAAACGGGAAGUACUACCACAAGAGGUACAAGGGAGUCAGGAACGGGAUCUUCUGGGGAACAUGGCACAACAUGUCGACGGAGUACUACCCCACCAACUACAGGCAGGCCUUCAAAACAGUCAGGAUGAUGAUACGGCCCAAAAACUACGCUCCGUAAAAGGUCGGGUAAAUAUUCAUGAGUAUAGCCAGAGGAGAUGAAAGAUAAACAUAAAGAGAGACAGACAGAAAUGGAAGUCAGAAACUCAUACACAUAGUCAGUCAUGCAUUUGCACACAUUUACAUAUGCAUACGUGUACACCGAAAAAGACUAUAAGCUCUGUAGACAGUUUGAAUGCAGUAAAAACAAAAAGUAAUAUUGAAACCGAGCUGUACUUUUCCCCUUUUUAGUGAGUGUGGCCUUCAAAAUGUUGAAUUAAAAUGAUUCCAAUAAAGGACAGUGGACUAUAAAUGAUGAUGGACUAAUAAAAAUAUCACCAUACACGCUGUGUAAAGGCCAGCCCCCUAUAGGGGCCAUAAUGUUAUAUGGAGGGUUACUGUGGGUGAUUUUUCAGUUUCUCUGACAUUUCUCCACUUUCUGUUCUGCUGCCUCCUGAUAUAAACCCAGCGGAGAUGCCGCACAGCACACAGAAGUAGUAAAAGGUAAUGAGCUAUCAUUUUCCCCGCUCUAAAUGGUUUAAUAAUUAAAAGCAGCCACUCAAGUGAGGUAUAUGGAAGGUACUGUAAUGAUACAGCUUUGAGUGGGACUGAAAUUCAUUGCGAAAGACUUCACGCUGGAUGUCGGAGUCCAACUGUUUAGGAAGUGUUUUGUGCAGCAGUGCAAAAGUAAUAGUUUCAGUGUUGUUUAUUUAAUAACACUGAGGCACUUCCACUAAUGUAUCAUCAUCCUAUACAAUAUUAAAUAUCCCACUAUAAUAAUAUGCAGCCUGAGACAGAUUUCUAUUGGAUCACUCCCAAGCGCAUCCAGGAUUAUUGAUGCUUCAGUAAAAUGUUCUUGACAGCAGCCUCUGAGAAGGGCAACACUGCAAGAGAAUAUAAAUGCUCUAAAUAUUUUUUUCAGUCCUGAUCUCUUGCUGCACGUCAGUAUGGCACAUUUUUGGAUGCCACACACCACUUUCUACAUGUUUAAAACAACAAACAAACAAGAAAACAAAGCCCUACCAGACUCAUCACUUGUACAAUACUGCUGCCUACUGUUAGAAAACUGUAUUGCAUCUUUUAGUCCGUUCUUUCCACACUGUGAAUGGGACGAAUGAGGAAUGUUUUGCUUUAAGGACGUGUACAGUAUUUAUUUUAUUUUGUGAGAUAUGACAGCUUUUAUAAAAUACAUAGGGCAUACAGAACAAGGUUCAGUGAUUGUUGAUAUUUGAGCAAUGAUAAAGAUUGUGCAUUGUUGUGACCAUUCAUAGUACUUACGUGUGUAUUUAGAGCUUUGUGUGUGUACAAUAUUGAUCUUUUCUAUCAUUCAUAUUCAGCUGUCAUGCCAAAAGAUAUGCACUUUUUAUAUCAAAAAAUGAAUAAAGUUGUAAUUACAA